This is a messenger RNA of Strongylocentrotus purpuratus (purple sea urchin), 984 nucleotides long. Its product is annotated as contactin-associated protein-like 4. The transcript is spliced from 8 exons. The record is from RefSeq and is a predicted model, not a curated record. The coding region runs from base 1 to 984 and encodes 327 amino acids. Lineage: Eukaryota; Metazoa; Echinodermata; Echinoidea; Camarodonta; Strongylocentrotidae.
AUGUUAGCUGGUGGAUCUGAUCAUUGUGGUGUAUUACGAUGGAGUUCAGACGGUACAUGGAAUGGUGCAGACUGCUCGUCAACAUACGGCUACAUCUGUAAAUACCCGCUUAACACCAUUUCCUGUGCUGAAUGGAAGCGCAAAGGUUAUACAUCUAAUGGAUACUACACAAUAGAUCCUGAUGGGAGAAAUAAUGGAGUCGAUCCAUACAGAGUAUACUGUGAUAUGACUACGGAUGCUAGCACAGGUAUCACGACGUUCGAGCACCAGGAGGCAAAUCGAUCUUUGGUAACAGGUGCAGAGGCGCCUUUUAGUUUCAUCCGAUACAUUGCCUAUGGUGACAAGUCGGUUAAUCAAGUGGCUACCGGUGCCGAUAUCAGCGGGGAGUGCUACCAAUAUAUCAAGUACGAAUGCCAUCAUUCCUAUAUGACUGGCUUUAAUGCUUGGUAUGACAGAGACGGAACGCAGAAGAACUACUGGGGUGGAGCCACGGUAGACGGCGGAGAGUGCGCUUGUGGAAUCUCAGGUUCAUGCCCAAACGGUCACCCAUGCAACUGCGAUACCAAGGACGAAACCUGGAGAGAGGACUCGGGGUAUCUUACCGAUAAGACUACCUUACCUGUUACUGAAAUGAGGUUCGGUGACACAGGUCAAUUAAACGAGUACGGGUAUUAUACACUAGGACCAUUAUACUGCAAGGGAGAUGAAUCUUUCCUUGUGACGGGUCGUACAGAUUUCAUGUUCAUCAAAGAAAGGCAUCUUACAGGUUACAACAACGCAGUCCUGCCUAGCGUCACGGUUGAAGAAUGCGCCACGGCCUGUGUGUCAGCAUCCAGCUUCAUAUGUAGAUCGUUUGACUAUACUCCAUCCACGUGCUAUCUCAGUGAGGAGAAUGACUUGACUGUUGACCCAUCUAGCGAUCCUCCUCUUCACCUGUAUGUUCGGAUCAUGGACCGCAUUGAAAACCCAUUUACUGGUUGGUAA